Fonsecaea pedrosoi CBS 271.37 is the source of this 1050-nucleotide messenger RNA. RefSeq lists its product as uncharacterized. The transcript is spliced from 2 exons. Gene Ontology annotation, cellular component: mitochondrion. Gene Ontology annotation, molecular function: electron transfer activity; flavin adenine dinucleotide binding. The record is from RefSeq and is a predicted model, not a curated record. The coding region runs from base 1 to 1050 and encodes 349 amino acids. NCBI's taxonomy places the organism in Eukaryota, Fungi, Ascomycota, Eurotiomycetes, Chaetothyriales, Herpotrichiellaceae.
AUGCUAUCGACAGCUGGACAAUCCGCCUUGCGGGCAGCCCGCGCCCGCUCCCCUUCCCACACCCUUCUAAACCAGUUCCAAUCGUCAUCCGUCGCACGACUACUCUCCACACUUGCCAUUCUCGAGCAACGCGACGGCAAACUCAACAGCGGCUCAUUAGGAGCAAUCACCGCUGGGGCAAAGCUCGGAGGUUCUGUACAUGGCUUUGUGGCCGGAAAAUCAGCCAAGGCCGUCGCACAAGAAGCGUCCAAAAUCAAAGGCCUGGAGAAGGUCAUCGCGGUGGAGAAUGAGGCAUAUGACAGAGGGCUGCCCGAGAACUGGGCACCACUGCUGGUGGAGAAUAUCAAGAAGGGCGGUUAUACGCAUGUGAUCGCAGCGCAUUCCGCGUUUGGUAAGAGUCUGCUCCCUCGGGUGGCGGCGUUGUUGGACGUGCAGCAGAUUUCGGACGUGAUGGGAAUUGAGGGAGAAGACACGUUUGUCCGACCUAUUUACGCGGGCAACGCGAUCCUCACCGUCCAGAGCAGCGACCCUACCAAACUACUAACAGUGCGCCAAACAUCUUUUGCUCCUGCCGAAACUGAAGGCGGCUCCGCCAGCGUCGAAGAGGGCGCAGACACCAAGGUUGAAUCGUCCACGGAAUGGAUUUCUGAAAACCUUACAAAAUCGGAUCGUCCUGAACUCGCUUCGGCCGAAAAGGUUGUCUCAGGUGGCCGGGGUUUGAAAUCCAAAGAAGAAUUUGACCGAUUGAUGCCUCCUCUGGCAGAUGCGUUGGGCGCAGCCAUCGGGGCUUCGAGAGCUGCGGUGGACAGUGGGUUUGCAGACAACAGUUUGCAGGUGGGCCAAACCGGCAAGAAUGUCGCACCUCAACUCUAUUUGGCCGUGGGAAUCUCGGGCGCCAUCCAACAUCUUGCGGGCAUGAAGGAUAGCAAAGUUAUUGCGUGUAUCAACAAGGACCCGGAUGCGCCUAUCUUUCAAGUGGCGGACGUAGGAUUGGUCGGGGAUCUGUUCGAGAGGGUUCCUGAGUUGACGGAGAAACUAAAGUCCCAAUGA